AUGGCACAGCUGCUAGAUCUCAACUCGAUUAGAUCAGUUCUGGUUAGAUUGGAGGACACUAUAAUAUUCAGCUUGAUAGAGAGGGCGCAGUUCAGCUGCAAUGCUCGCACUUAUCAGCCAUGCGCGUUUUCCAACGAGUUACCAGGCUGGCAGGGCAGCUGGCUUGAUUGGAUUCUUCUCGGUACCGAGGAGUUUCAAGCGAAAGCCAGACGCUACCAAAGCCCAGACGAAUACCCAUUCAGUAAUCCAUCCGACUUGCCUGAUCCGGUACUUCCCCCGCUCGAAUAUGAGCCAGUGCUGCACGAGCCAGCGGUAACCAACGUAAAUGACAAAAUAAUGCAAUUUUAUACCCAAGAAAUAGUACCGUCAAUCACCAAACCGGGCGAUGAUCUUAACUACGGCUCAACCGCUACGAGGGACGUGGAGACGCUGCAGGCUGUAUCGAGGAGGGUACACUAUGGAAUGUUCGUAUCUGAGAGCAAGUACAGAGCGGACGUGGAUACGUUCAACACGGCGAUCAAGGCGAAUGAUGUUAAGACACUGGAAUCACUCAUCACAAAACCCCAAGUUGAAGCAGCUCUGCUUAAACGGUUGGAAAGGAAGGCGAGGCAUUACGGACAAGACGAGAGCCAAGGAGGGAGCAUGCAUGAUAUGAAGGUAGAUCCGGAAGUGGUCGUGAGAAUGUACAAAGACCAUGUCAUUCCACUAACCAAGGUAGUCGAAGUCGAGUAUCUUCUGAAGCGCAUUUGA
Messenger RNA from Wallemia ichthyophaga EXF-994, 750 nucleotides. RefSeq lists its product as uncharacterized. The transcript is spliced from 3 exons. Gene Ontology annotation, cellular component: cytoplasm. NCBI's taxonomy places the organism in Eukaryota, Fungi, Basidiomycota, Wallemiomycetes, Wallemiales, Wallemiaceae. The record is from RefSeq and is a predicted model, not a curated record. Gene Ontology annotation, molecular function: chorismate mutase activity. The coding region runs from base 1 to 750 and encodes 249 amino acids. Gene Ontology annotation, biological process: chorismate metabolic process; aromatic amino acid biosynthetic process.